GACUAUGAGGCCCUGGAGCUUAGGAUUAAUCCCACGCAAAUAGAAAUUGACAACGACAGUGACGACUUGGUUACAAGAAUCGAACUGGACUCUGCAAAUUAUCCUGGGACCUUAGUAGAGGUGGUGCAGUACAUGCUAGGUUUGAACCUUCAAAUCAGGCGUGCGCGCAUAUCUUCAGACAGAUCUUGGUUUCACGAUGUGUUUGAGGUGACUGAGGUCAAUGGAGAGAAGGUCCGCAACACCCGGAAGCUGGACUUUCUGAAGAGGAUGUUGAACAUUGAGGAGGAGGGGAUCUUCAGCAAUGCUGGUGCGAUGGGCCAUGAGGGAGCCAGUGGCCCCACAGAGUCCACAGUGGUGGAGCUGGCGGGCCCAGACAAGGCUGGCAAGCUGGCACAGGUCACGCGGCUGCUUACCAACAAUGGUUGCAACGUGCGCUCGGCUGCGGUGUGGACCUACUAUGGGAGGGUGGCCUUUGUGCUGAGCGUGCUGGAGAAGGGCAAGCCCAUCGCAGACCAGGUCAAGCUGCAGGGGCUGCGCCAGAUCAUGCUGGACAUCAUGGGACCUGAGGGCGAGGGCAUUUCUGGUGUGCAUGUGCAGCAUUCGGGAGUGGUGCACCACGACAGGACGCUGCACCAGAUGAUGCUGGCAGAGGACUCCAGGGCCUGGGAUCAAUCCCACAGCACACACGCCGCACGACUCAAGCCCAACAUCAGCAUCGUGCAGUGUCGACACACGGGCUACUGGCUCAUUUCCAUCGCCUGCAAGGACCGGAAUAAGCUCCUGUUCGACACGGUGUGCACGCUGGCAGACAUGGAGUAUGACGUGUACCACGGCACCAUAAAUUCGCACCCGGACGGCAGCGCGACGCAGGAGUACUACGCCAAGCCGCGCUGGGGCCGGCCCUGGGACGCGCGCGCGGCUGAGAAGCUGGCGGCCAUGCUGGAGGCGUCCAUCCAGCGCCGCUUCCCCAAGGGCCUCAAGCUGCACGUGCACAGCGUUGACAGCUUCGGCUCCCUCGCCACCCUCACCGGCGUGCUGCGCGACGCUGGCCUCACCAUCAAUCGCGCCAAGACGAACUCGGCCAACAACGUGUGCGGGCACACCUUCUACGUCAUGGACGCCAGCGGGGCCGCCCCUGAGCGCGCAGCCGUCGAG
Molecule: messenger RNA, 1155 nt
Organism: Coccomyxa subellipsoidea C-169
Lineage: Eukaryota; Viridiplantae; Chlorophyta; Trebouxiophyceae; Coccomyxaceae
Exons: 9
Source: RefSeq, a predicted model, not a curated record